GUCGAAUUGUCAUUCACCCGUGCGAAAAGGCUCUCUGAUUUUGCUGGACAUGCUUAGAGGCGCUGAAUUAUUGGAUAUUUCGCAGUGAGUCAAUAGCUUCGAGCAAUUGUUCUGAGGCCAACUCAUUGAAACAAGGGCUUACUUAUUUCGAAGGCUCGUCAAUUCUCUCCGUCACCAUUUGUUGUUUGCAUGAGCAUUUAAACAUUCUAUUUUCAACAGGGCGCCAUUUGCGCAUUUUUCAGAUGGCAGGGAAUCUCUUCCUGCUCCUGGACUGGGUGUGUACAGUACAAUGAAAAUCAUUGGAGACCAUGACCUUCCAACUCCCAGCAUCAAUGGAGUAUUUGGGCGUUCCGCAACGAGGUCCCAAUCCGCAAUGGAAUUAGCACCUGGAUUCUACAAUUCCAUCGACCUUUGACACAAAAAGAUAUUGUCUGGUCUCAUAAGAAAUUUAGCAACAGACCCAACUUCCAUUGAGCGCCUAGAAUCGCGGCUAAGGCUACAAUAAAGCCUUGACCCUUUGAACCCGAGAAAUACUCGUCGAAACACGCAUCACCCUGAGGGUAUCAUGGCACUCGUGUGAGGCAAGUAAUAUCCAAGAUUACAUUUCGCCGACAAGCCCAAGUUUCGAGAGGAAGAGCGCUGAACUGAACUUUGCAGGAGGGUGAGGCUUUGUUUCAGUCCAGAUCCAAGUUACACCGUUUGCAAAAUGGGAAUGGACUGGGUACAGACAACUUCCCGCCUACCUCUACAAGGGUAGACUCGUGUUUUAUCAGAUGUCCCUCUUUCUCGCCCUUAAGAGAUUUUGCUUUCCAGGGCAGGAAUUCCUCCAUUCCCGCAACUAUGGCAAUCAACUAUCUUGGUAGACCGUUAAUACGCCGCACGGGAGUUGGCUAAAUACAACUUGGAACCUUUACGUUAUGAAUGGCCACACUAUGAACGGAAUUAAAAAUCCUAUUCAACCAUGCAUUUAUUCAAAUGGUUUUCACAUCUGUGCCAAUUAAUAUGGGAGGCAAAGUCUGAAACAGUUUCUCCAUUGAUUGCUACCUUCGGAUGAACGAAGCAGAGGCAACAGCUAGAAACAAAGCCAUUGACAGGAAAUCAAACAUUGUCCUCUCUAUACAAAGGGUUUGUUUAUGCUAUUGUGCUAAUUGUUUCCGCGUUACAAAAUACAUAGAGAAUCCACGCCACUGAACACGACUUAAUGGUGUCCAUUGGUUCUCCACGUCGGCUAUCCCAACCGACGCAGUUAGGAUGGAACAUUCCACUGAUACAAUUAUCAUUACUGUGAACUACUAUUGUACAGUUUCAUCGUUCAUGGCGAAAGAAUCAUGGCCCCACUUCUAGGCUCAAGAGGGACCAUAUAUAUUGUCAAUGCCUGCAAUCUUAGGUGCUUCCUAGCGAUACUUCCUCAAAAUUAUGCCUUGUUACUUAUACGAACUCUAUUUACGAGCCAAAAUUCAGUUUAAAUUGUUCAUUCUCCUAUCAGACUACAGUCAAAGAAUUCGGUCAUUUAGUCCAUUUUGUACUUGAAAAACGCUUGUCAACAUUCCCGCUUUCCGGAACUAUCUCGAACCGCCUAUACGAUCAUGAUAUAUCGCGUUAUUAUUCUUAUAUUGGCCCUUCUCGGGAGCCGCGUUCACAGCCACAUGCAAAUGCUAAACCCGCUCCCAAUUAGAAGUCCCUUAGACCCGGCUAAUACUGGCGCAUUAAGGGAUGUCAAUUAUAAGAACCCUCUGUGGGCAAAUGGAUCAAAUUAUCCGUGCAAAGGAUACUUAGAUGAGCCUUUCCGGUCAGCUGCAGAUUACAAAGCGGGAAGCGAAUAUGAAAUGUUGAUAGAGCAAAAUACUGCUACCCAUCUUGGGGGUUCAUGCCAGCUCUCACUCUCCUACGACGAGGGGAAGUCGUUUAGGGUGAUAAAGUCCAUUAUCGGCGGAUGUCCCCUACCCUUUAAAUACAAAUUUGAGAUUCCAUCCAAUGCGCCUUCUGGUAAGGCAGUAUUUGCCUGGACUUGGUUUAACAGGAUUGGGAAUCGUGAAAUGUACAUGAAUUGUGCCUGGGUGACCGUCUCUGGUGGUUCAGGGGACGGCUUCGAUAGCCUCCCUGAGAUUUUUAAGGCCAACGUUGAUUCUCAGACGAAGUGCGGAACCAAAGAGGGGUUUGAUAUUGUGUUUCCAGAACCAGGAUCGGUUGUUGAAUACGGACCCGGGGGGAAAGGCCCGCCCAAUAGGGGCAUUGUUAAUUGUCCUCAUUCCGAUGCCCCUGGACCGAAACCACAACCACCAGGAGAAGACCCUCAAUCUCCCCCUAUUGCUUCUACAGAACCUACACCGACUGGAUCUUCACCUCCACCGUCCGCUGCAACGCCUGACGACGAACCUACCCCACUGCCGAACCCGACGCCAGAUUCCGGAGGACAAACCCCCGAAGAGCCACCAGCGGCGGCUCCUGCUCCAGGAAACUCCGGAAGCUGUAGUGCAGGAAGUAUAAAAUGCGAUUCGGAAACUACAUGGUCCAUGUGUUCCGGCUCUGGAUCGCACUACAUUCCCAUGGGAUCCGUGGCCGCAGGAACGGUGUGCAAAGACGGCAAAAUUGGUCGUGCCUAAAGUGGCACAAAGUCAAGGAAGAGGAAUUUGGGGCGGGAGUCUUUCACUUUCUGCGUCUUUGUUUUUAUUUUGGACUUUUACUUACGUGGCCGAAAUCUUCCACCGUCGGGCUCCGUGAAAGUCUCGCGGGAAACUUGAAACACCUCUUGGUUUGGUGUUGCAGGUUAUUCGAUAUGCAACCCGAGGCUGUGUCUCGAGAUCUUUGUUGUGGUUGUUGAUAUUACCCCAUACUCUUGCCACUCUGCCUUACAUUGGAUGUCCUCUUGUCUGAUUCCUUUUCCUUUCGGCUAUAUUAAUUCCUUAUUCCCUCCUCCCCCGGCCCCCUCUCUUUUUCCCAUUUUUUUCUUUUUCUUUUUCUUUUUUCCCAUUCGUUUAUGUUAUCUCUCUUUGUCCCUCUCGCGCGGUGUCCUAGUAGUAUUUCUAGAUUCUGCAAUACAUAUCCUUUUGUUUCCCUUUGCUUCAUGUAACGCAUUUUAAGUUAGAGGGAGGAAUGUUUCAUCCUAUCUGUUUCAUGGGUAGCUCCUAUUUUGCCUCACGGCUACCAGGCGCGAUGUUUUUUAUAAGUGUAUGUAUGUACAUUAUUUAGAGGCCACUCAUUUUCCGUGAUAGUAGCUAUACAGAUAUAUUUACUUUACUUUUCCGGCCUUAGACUUCUAUUUACUUUUCUUUCGUCUGAACACUCUUCUUAUCAACCAACCAACAAGUCCAACAACAAACACGUCAAGAGUCAAAACCAGAUCUCAAGAAUAAUUAAGAAUGAAAAUUUGGAAGUGGAAGGAAACAAAAAUAUAAUAAAAUGCUAAGCUUAACAUAUAUACAUCAGCUAUGGUGCUUCGGGUAACUGUAUGAUAAUACAAAUCUACCUAGUUUGCCAUAAUUGCGCGCAGACGCGAAACAACCGCUCCUUCAGCAACCCACGCUUACCAUAU
Messenger RNA from Blastomyces gilchristii SLH14081, 3532 nucleotides. RefSeq names its product DNA-directed RNA polymerase. The record is from RefSeq and is a predicted model, not a curated record. Bases 1587 to 2603 code for a protein of 338 amino acids. The transcript has a single exon. NCBI's taxonomy places the organism in Eukaryota, Fungi, Ascomycota, Eurotiomycetes, Onygenales, Ajellomycetaceae.